AUCGUGCUUUGCUCAUUGCUGGGGCCUUACCAGAUUUCAUUUCAGUUCAGCCAUUUGUUUGACUGUGUUUCUUUCUUUCAGUCUUCUUUAUUUCUUUUUUCACAAUUAAAUAAAUAUCUGCAUUUGUCAGUAGAACAGAGCAAACACUGGAAAAACAGCUGUUUCACUUCCAUUUCAUUGAUUUCCACGAGGCAAAGGGAAUAUAUAUAUAUAUAUAUAUAUAAGAAAGCUAACCAGAGGUCAGCUUCAGGCUUCAGCUUCCAUUUCUCCUUUUCUGGGUUUGCUUCAUCUUCAGCUUCAGCUUCUGCAAAAUAUAUUUAAUGGCCGAGUAUAUCUGUUUAUUUAGCAAGGAUACACUCAUUAUAAAGCCUCCUAAGAAAUCUCCAUUGUUUUCAAGGACAAUAGCUUUAUGGUUUGCAAUGUUGUGUGGUGUUUAUCUCUAUGGAACUUGCUUAAAACAUGUCGGUACUUUCACUAUGCUCAAAUUUCAGAACAUCCAACUCAUUCAGAAGCCAUCUUUAGAGGCUCUAAUUCCUACGUUGCAUUAUCCAAAGCCUGAAAGUUUCAGUAGGGGUGAAUGCGCUUUGAAUCCGGUACGGUUCUUCGCUAUAAUAUCGAUGCAAAGAUCUGGAAGUGGAUGGUUUGAGACUUUACUAAAUAGCCAUAUCAAUGUAAGCUCAAAUGGUGAGAUCUUUUCUGUAAUUGAUAGGAGGAACAAUGUAUCGAAUAUUAUACAGACUUUGGAGAGAGUUUACAAUUUAGAUUGGUUCACUAGUGCUUCCAAGAAUGAGUGCUCGGCUGCAGUUGGCUUCAAGUGGAUGCUGAAUCAGGGAUUGAUGGAGCACCAUCGAGAAAUAGUAGAAUACUUUAAUCAUCGGGGUAUUUCUGCCAUAUUUCUCUUCCGAAGAAAUUUGCUUCGAAGGAUGGUUUCUGUACUUGCGAAUUCAUAUGAUCGCAAAGCUAAGCUAUUAAAUGGAACCCACAAGUCUCAUGUUCAUUCGGAGCAAGAGGCUGCUGCGCUUUCGAGUUACAAGCCAAUUAUCAAUUCUACAUCACUAAUAAGUGAUCUGAAAGAAGUAGAGAUGAUCACUGCUAGGGCUUUAGAGAACUUCAAUAGCACCCGUCACAUGGUUUUGUACUAUGAGGAUCUUGUCACCAACCGUACGGCAUUCUUCUCUAACUCGUGGCUCUGCCUCAUGUCAUUGGUUCUCGUGUUUGUACCAGAAACUAAAAGAUGUUCAAGAGUUUCUAGGCCUUCCACUGAUGGAAUUAACUAGUCGCCAGGUUAAAAUACACAAAGGUUCGUUAUGCGAUUUUGUGAGCAACUGGGAUGAUGUUAACAAGACACUAAACGGGACCGAAUACGAGAGGUUCCUCCAUGCCGACUAUUAAGAAUGUCACUAACAAAAAGAAUGGCGUGGUCUCCAUGUUUGGCUUAAUUUAUUACUGAAACUGACCAUAAUUCACCCAGUUUGCAAUUUUGGCUGUCAAGAAGGCCGGCAACAAUCAGGUAAUCACUAUCGUGAAGCCCUCGACCAUUUCAUUUCUCUUGAUUUGUAUCUUAUAGAUCAUAGGUAAACAGUUUGUAUAUUUGAGCUAAUUAAAAAUCGGAUGAACCAAUUCCUCA
This is a messenger RNA of Gossypium raimondii (Peruvian cotton), 1627 nucleotides long. RefSeq lists its product as uncharacterized. Gene Ontology annotation, molecular function: sulfotransferase activity. The coding region runs from base 321 to 1277 and encodes 318 amino acids. The record is from RefSeq and is a predicted model, not a curated record. The transcript is spliced from 6 exons. NCBI's taxonomy places the organism in Eukaryota, Viridiplantae, Streptophyta, Magnoliopsida, Malvales, Malvaceae.